Messenger RNA from Hemiscyllium ocellatum (epaulette shark), 1113 nucleotides. It is a transcript of the gene rprma, whose product is annotated as reprimo, TP53 dependent G2 arrest mediator candidate a. The transcript has a single exon. Bases 116 to 511 code for a protein of 131 amino acids. NCBI's taxonomy places the organism in Eukaryota, Metazoa, Chordata, Chondrichthyes, Orectolobiformes, Hemiscylliidae. The record is from RefSeq and is a predicted model, not a curated record.
GCAGACAGCGAACGUCACUGGGCGGCUGAAGGCGGAGGGCAGUGAGAGCCGAGCGGAGCUUCCCGAGAGGUGCGGAGACUGCAACUUUCCGCAUUCGGACUGAACACAUUGCUGAAUGCGCCGGCUCAAGCCACCUGUUCCAUCACACAACUUCGGGCUCGAUCUCCAAGAAGUAGCAGCAAUGAAUUUCACUCUCGUGAAUCAGACUGAGAGCACCAUCUACUUUAACGGGACCGAUUCUUUGAGCUCGGUGAUCAGAUGCUGCCCUGAUAACCUUUCCUCGGUGGCGACAGGCGAUGGCUUGGUCCUGAAUGAUCCGGAUGAGAGAAACCUCUACAUCAUGAGGGUGGUCCAGAUCGCGGUGAUGUGCGUCUUAUCUCUCACUGUUGUCUUUGGGAUAUUUUUCCUCGGCUGCAAUCUGCUCAUCAAAUCCGAAGGGAUGGUGAACUUCUUGGUCAAGGACCGGAGACCGUCCAAGGAGGUGGAAGCGGUCAUAGUUGGCCCUUAUUAGAGGUGAGCACCAAAAGUCGUGGCAUCGUAACAGGUUCAUGAAAGCGGCUGUGCCAUUGACACGAGUAGACAUGUCCUGCACCGAACCCAGAGAAAUGGAGGGAUCUUUGUGCAAGUCAGUAUUUUCGGUAUGGAACAAGGAAGCCAGGCUGUUGGGAUUGCUCCCAGCUGUCGUGCGGGCAACGCUGGACUUUGAAACAAAACGGCAAAAUGUUGCAUCCUUUUGAUAGUGAUCUCUUAGACAAUGACUAAACAUCCUGUCUGAAGCGAUUUGCCAAUUGCUUUCGGUGGCCAAAGCAGAUUAUUUUGAAGAAUGAACAGGAAUAAUUGCACAAGUGAAAUACGAACCGAUCAAAUAUUGCGACGUGGAACCACUUUCCCGACUGUUCCCUUCUGAAUAUAACCUGUUCAUUGCGCUCUUUGAUUUCUCCCCCGACCCCCCUCGUAUUUAUCCUGCUUUUUAAAAUUUAAAAUCAGUCGUUUAUCUUGACGUACUUCGCUUCCAAUGUUUCUACAAAACAUUUCGUUAGCUCUUUUUUCCCGCAAAUAUGUGCGAAGUCAAGUUGCAUUUUUAAUGUUAUUUAUAUAAGAAAAACUUAAUAC